Penicillium argentinense is the source of this 2016-nucleotide messenger RNA. Its product is annotated as Zn(II)2Cys6 transcription factor. Bases 1 to 2016 code for a protein of 671 amino acids. Gene Ontology annotation, cellular component: nucleus. The transcript has 5 exons. Gene Ontology annotation, biological process: regulation of DNA-templated transcription; DNA-templated transcription. The record is from RefSeq and is a predicted model, not a curated record. Gene Ontology annotation, molecular function: DNA-binding transcription factor activity, RNA polymerase II-specific; DNA binding; zinc ion binding. Lineage: Eukaryota; Fungi; Ascomycota; Eurotiomycetes; Eurotiales; Aspergillaceae.
AUGGACAAAACCCAAAAAAUCGGGAAACGAAACCGGCCGCCCGUCUCCUGUGAGCCAUGUCGCACGCGAAAGUUAAAAUGCAAUCGCCAGUUACCAUGUGACGAAUGUCUGAAGCGAAAUCGCGCAUCUUCUUGCAAGUAUGCUUCAAAUGCCGAUCGCAACAGAGUCAAUUCACCCGCACGGAACAACUUGGAUGAUCGACUAAGGAAUAUUGAGAAGCUCGUUUCCUCACUUGUUGGCCCGCCAAAUGCAGCGAAAGAAUCCUCUAAGAACAUGGUCUCGAGUCAUAAACGGCCAGACGAUCCCACAGUGAACAACCAUGCCGCAUUCUCAGAGCUGAAGGAGUCGCCGCCUGUCCUGCAUGAUCAGAACGGUGAAGCAUUCUAUACCGAACCAAGCCAUUGGAUGUCGAUCCUCCAGGACAUCAAAUUUGUGCGAGCACAUCUACCUUCAGAAUCAGAGACUCCCAGUGAGCCCUCAGGCAGUGAUGACCCGGGCUUGAGUCCCGAUUUAGAUAUCAGCCUUAAUCUCGGCCCAUGCGAUAGAAUCAGUAUGGCUGAUGUUCUGACAGUCCUACCAGCCCAGCCGGUGUCCGAUAUGCUGCUGUCGAAAUAUUUCAACUCUCGUUACAUGGUUCUAGGAAUCGUACACUAUGGAAAGUUUCGCAUGGAGCACAUCAUUCCGCUGGCUUGCCCUCCUCUUUUCCAUCCUCAGUGUCGCGACGACAUUCUACGGCAAGGCCAGGCCAGGUACGGACUCAGUUCAAGGGAUCCCCUCACCGCAAGUCCUUCAACAAGCUACUGCACGAUGUCUCAUCUCAGGGGAUAUGGCACAGCCAAGGAAUACUCAAUCGAGGCGCUAUUUUUGUAUCUGCAAAGCAGAUUCAUGAACGCAACUAGCUCAACGAAUCAACUAUGGCUCGAGCUGGGCACGAUUAUUCGACUCGCCCUCCGAAUGGGCUAUCACCGCGACCCGGACGGACUGCAGAAUAUCUCUGCCUUUGACGGUGAGAUACGACGUCGCGUCUGGCUUCACAUAUUCCAAAUCGAUGCUCUGGUUUCAUUUCAGAUGGGAUUACCAAGCAUGAUUCCGACAGAAUAUUGCGACGCCAAGCUUCCGAGCAACUUACACGAUGCCGAUAUCUCAAUUGAGAUGGACGUAGUCCCUCCCUCACGACCGUUAUCCGAGGUGACACCAAUGCUCUAUGGAAUCGUCAAGUCCGGCAUCAUGAGGAUAUUCAAGAAGAUCGUCAUGCAUACUCAGCCUCUCGCAUCUCCAGAUUACAGCACGAUCCUUGCAUUGAGCCACGAAAUGAAAAGUGUAUACGAAGCAGUGCCGGAUGUGCUGAAACGGCGGAGCAUUUCAGACUCCUUCAUGGACUCGUCAGAUAUCAUUCUUGAACGCUGUACACUAGAGCUGCUUUACCUCAAAGGCAUUGUUGUCCUCCACCGGAGAUACGUCCGGAAUGACCUGGAAAGCUCACAAUUCGAGCCUUCUCGUCGCUAUUGCUUAGAAGCAGCGCUGGAGAUCCUCUCUCGUCAAGCAGAUAUCUACAAAGCAUCGCUUCCGGGAGGACGACUGCAUGAAGACCGAUGGAUGAUUACCGCAUUGACGGAGCACGAUUUUCUCCUCGCUGCCAUGAUUGUCUGUCUGGAUCUUUCCAUCCAGAUUGAAUCGGAAGCACCAGAGAUCGCACAAAUCGAAGGCAGCGAGAGUUUUACAGCGAAGAAGUUCCGCGCGCUUCAAAUGUCAAGGGAGAUUUGGGCAGCAAAUCGGAACUGUCCCCCUCAAUCGCAUCUUGCAUCGGUGGUUCUUGAUUUGAUGAUUCGAAAAGUCACUGAGAAACAGUCAGGUUUCUAUAUCAUGCAGGAUAUGGGUCUUGCUCAGCCUGAGAUCGAUCCAUGGGUAGGCGCCGAGUUUCCCUAUAUGGAGUCUAUGUCGGACAUGAUUGAUGGAUCGGAGGCAGUCGAUUGGUCUCUACUCGAUCGGUUCUUCCAGAAUGACAUCACCAAGUGA